This is a messenger RNA of Hirsutella rhossiliensis, 2037 nucleotides long. RefSeq names its product bromodomain-containing protein. The transcript is spliced from 7 exons. Gene Ontology annotation, cellular component: RSC-type complex. The record is from RefSeq and is a predicted model, not a curated record. NCBI's taxonomy places the organism in Eukaryota, Fungi, Ascomycota, Sordariomycetes, Hypocreales, Ophiocordycipitaceae. The coding region runs from base 1 to 2037 and encodes 678 amino acids. Gene Ontology annotation, molecular function: protein binding. Gene Ontology annotation, biological process: chromatin remodeling.
AUGAUGGACUCCAAACGCAAGGCCAAUGGCACUGCGACGUCGGACCCCGACGACCGCUCCUCCAAGCGACGCAAGCUAGCGGAGUUUGACCUCUCCAAGGGCGAGUCGCAGGAAUCGACUACCGCGUAUGGCAUGAAAUUUUUAGAGCAGAUACGGCGCACGGCAGACAAGAGCGGACGACUGGUCGCAACCUACUUCGAGAAACUCCUUCCGCGGGAAGGCAACCAAGACUACUACAAGCGAACGCGAAUGCCCAUUUCACUCGAGAUUGUCGAGGACAAAUUGAGCAAGGGCGACUUUCGGACCCUCGCGGAGCUCGAAAGCUACUUCAAGAGAAUGAUUGCCAAUGCAAAAGAAUUCUAUCCGCGGUCCUCUCCCGUCUUCGAUGACGCCGAGCGUGUGCGAAAGGCCUUGAGCAACUACAUGACCAAGACAAACCCGGCCUAUAGCACGCGCGGCUAUCAGGCACAGCCCACUCCCUUGCCGCCCGAAGAGGGCAACGAGGAAGGCGAGGAUGAGGACGCCGAGGGCGAGGAAGAAGACGGUGAGGGUGAGGGCGAGGGCGAGGAAGACGGUGAAAAAGAACCAGAAGAAGAACAAGAAGAAGACGCCGAGGCCGAGGAGGCCGAGCAGGCCGGGCGCUCUAUCGUCCUCAAACGCAGAGAAUCCGGCCGCAUCGCUCACAAUUCGGCCCCGCAAGUCGAUCCGAGCCCGCGCCAGUCGACGACUCCAGCCCGGCUGGAUCACCAGUAUGAGAACGUCCCCUACAAGGGGUUAAGUUUCCAGCAAGCUCAGGAGAAGAUUGUCGAGGAGCUUCUUCGCUACAACGAGCCAGAGUUCGAGGCUUAUUUCGAGCCCUUUCACAACCUGCCACCUCGAGCCUUGAGGGACUAUUAUCGCGUGGUUACGGACCCGCUAUCCCUCAAGAAGCUCCAGAAGAUGGUCAAGGGUGUCCAUGGCCGUCAUGAUGCAACUGGCGUGAGCGAGUUUAAGCACUGGGCGGCCUUUGAGGAAAAGUCCAAGCUUCUGUGGACAAACGCGUACUACUACAACGAGGAAGGGAGUGAAAUCUACGAGUUGGGACAGGAACUCGAGAAAGCGUUUAAUGAGCAUUUGAAAAAGGCACGAGCCGUGGUACCAGAGCCGACGCAGCCCAAGAUCAAGCUGAAGGUGGGCCAAGCGUCCGAAGUGCCAAGCUCGUCAAAGAAGAUCACCAUCCACGUGGGUGGGCGAGGAGGCUCCAUGGACUCUCCCGCCCCGAACCCAGCGCAGUCGACCGCCUCUCCCGCUGCUGGGUUGAACGGCGCGACGCGCGUCUCUGGCCGCUUGGAGGCGGCGCGCAGUAUCUCGGCGUCGGCCCCGUCUCCCAGCCCUUCGACUCAGCCCGGCCUUAAGAUGGAAGACAGCGCCCGCAUGUCUCCAGCGGUCCCUGCGCCGAUUCCUGGGAUCAUCCCCGUAGCGGUGCGGCCUCCGGGUCCUGUCAUCCAACCUCAACCUCAACCUCAACCUCAACCUCAACCUCAACCUCAACCUCAACCUCAGUUUCAACCUCAACCUGUUGAGAUCCAGCCGAUGCUUAAUGGCCACGUGGAGCAGAAGCGACUUCGCAGGGAUGGAAAGGGAAUCAACGACGCCCUCAUUUCGCGGCUGCGCCUUCAGCUGCAUCCAAACAUGCAGGUCGAGCAUUCCAACGUUCUAACCGUUCUUCCGGACCCCCAGCAGCCGCAGCAGUCGGCCACGGUCAGUCUGGCGCCGCACUACAACCGCGUCUUCAUCAUGCUCAAGCUGCCCGACUUUCUCUACGAGCGGCAGUACAGCCUCUGGGUCCUUAUUAACAAGCAGCCCCUCAAGCCGUGCUUGCAUCCGCUCCCGAACCAGCAGCAGCAAGAGAGGGCUUUCGAGGUCGUCUUGCACCCGGGAAUCAACGUCAUCGAGGCCCAUCUCAUUGCCGCCAUUCCGCGCAGCGAGCGCGAGCAAAAUGGGCCCGAGGCGGAGCUUGAGGUGUUUACCGUCUUUGCCAACUUGAUGAGGACUUGA